AAGUGUCCAAUCUUAAUAGUAACUAACAAAGACUUACGUCGACAUAUUACACCAACUUGAGCAGUCGUAAAGACUCUCAGAUCACAAGUGAAAACUUUAUACCAAACAAGGGUGAAGAACGUAACAGCCGUCUCGAAACUUUCGUCGGUCGCUGAAACUGAGAGAGGCGAGUGAUUGAUUCACAGCACUGAGCAUACUGUGGAUAAGUCAGAACUGCACCGCUGCACGGGACGCCUGUUGGAUUUAUUUCACAAUGAAGGACUGUUUGGUGUUGAUGCUUGUGGUGCUGGUGCUGGCGGUCGGUCUUCAGUCAGCAGAGGCAGACAAGAAGUCUGGCGGACAUCGAAGUCGCAAAUGUGGCACAAAACGGUGUCGAGCAGGGCAGCAGUGUUCCACGGGGCCUGAUGGAGAGAAAACUUGCAUUUGCCGCAAAGUUUGUAGUCAGAGAAAAUUACUCACGUGUGGAAGUGACGGACGCACGUACUACAACAAGUGUGAACUACACAGAAUCGCUUGUGUUGAAGGACGCAAACUUAAAAUUAAUCACAAAGGAGCUUGUCCAAGCAACAACGAUGUUCCUGUGAAUGGUGUUGAGAAGAAGUCUGGGAAACAGAAUCCCCCCCUGGUGUGUUACCAGGUCCAGAGAGAUGAACUGCGACGUCUGCUUGUGGACUGGAUCAAGCACAGAGCAGUGUCUGAAGGUACACCAUUGACGCUGACGGUGAAGCAGCUGUUCCGGGAGUGUGACCACGACAAGAACAGCAUUCUGGACGCCGAUGAGAUGCUGCAGUGCCUGGAGGUGUCCAAGACAGAUAUCAAGGACACUGAUGCACACAUUCUUAGAGCUCUGUGUAUUGAUGCCCUAAUCAGCGCUGCCUCCGUCAAACAGAACUGGGUCCUCAAAGAACCCGAGCUGCGGAAGCUGCUACAGCCCAACAACUUUGUAGCUCCACCAAAAGAUUGUCAGCUGGAAGACAAGCAGUACAAGGAUGGUGAUGAGACGCAGGUGGACUGUAAUGUGUGUGUCUGUGCGUGUGGAGACUGGGUGUGUACCGGGGCGCCAUGCGGGAAGGACAAGAGAAAUACAGGAGUACCUGGUCCUGUGCACAGUGGACGUCUGCCCGUGCAGGAGCAGAGGGCGAGGUUCCUUCAAGGGUUCAAGGCUGCCAAGGAGGUGAACGUCCGUGCUGUGCAGGAUGAGAUCGCCAAGAAGCAAUAUUCACAAGACAUCGCCCAGCAGUUGAACAGCCUGAACAAGGAAAACACACAACACUAGGGGCAGGAUGAACCAUUCCGGUGCCAGACUGGAUGACUUUUAUCAUGACAUCAACAAUUCCCAUAUGAAACCAGCGGCCGAACAUACCGACUAUAAUCUCCAGGUUAAUUACCUCUACUCAUUGAUACAAGUCAAGACAACGUAUACCUGUGGAAUCAUUACGUAUUCCAUCUCAGAUCAACUUAAGUUGUUACGAGCAUGUACAUGUUUCAAUAGUUGGUAUAUUUUGAUGUCUGUACUUAUAACUGUUCACUGUUGAAUUAUCAUGUUUAUGCUAAAGCAUUGUUUACUAUUGUUAACUGAAAUGUGAGAUAUUUAUAUGAUUUCAUCAUUUUUCAUGAUAUUGUUGUCUUGAAAGUAUACUAACCUGAGAAUCCUUUAGCGUUAAGUCUGUGGCUUACCACAUAUGAAACUAUUUGCACGGAAAUUGAUAGUUUGAUUCUGCAUUCCAUUAUUAAGUUUAGAUAUUUAAAAAUAUAAGUGUCAUAUGAUAGGUCUCUGGAAGUUUCUUAGUCUGUUGAUGGGAUUUGAACCAUUUGAUUGGAUUCUGAACUGUUGUUAGAUGCUUUGUCCACAAGACCAAAGACCAAGAUCACUUGUAAGAGGGGUACACAAACUAUGUGAUCUAGACUACCUUGUGUCCAACUUCCAUUUUUGUGGAACCACAGUGGCGGAGCGGCUGUGUGUCCGAGUGGCUUAGAUCGCCGACUUUGUGUGCUGGCGAUUAGGUGCUUGACUCUGAGAGUGAUGGUUCAAAUCCCCGAUGGAAUUCAACCUAAGAACAGGACUAGAAUCUGUACUUUACUGAUAAAUUGUAAUCCCAAAUAUAACAUAUGUUCCAAGACCAAAGAUGUUCAGCUAAAGAUGUCAUUUGAGGGAUGACUUCCUGUUCUGGCUGCACACAUAAUGAGUAUGAUAAUUAUCUAUUUCUCAAUGCUUCUCAUUUGGCAAAGAUGACAGAUACAGAAUUCAAAAUGGCAUUCAAGGGUCUAUGUUGUGCUUAAAGUACCUUUCUGAAAUAUAUGUUACAUUGUUUUAUAUCUGUUUAUUGUUAUCAUUCUUGGGUUAAUGUAUUGUUAUCAUCACAGGGUUCUGUUUGGGUUAUCACUCUAUUGUUUGGCAGAUAACUUUUACCCGUCUGUCGCUGCACAAUUACUGCACAAUCCUAAGCAAUUUCAUUUUUUAUCACAAGUAGUCAUUACGAAAAAGGAACAUGAUUUUGUCAUGUGAUGCUGUAGAUCUGGAAGCCAUGGGUAUAGUGCUUGAUGACAACCUCAAAAUGUGUAUUCUGAGUACACAGGGUAGUUAUUGUGUAUCAGUAUCAGGUUCGUAUCGUAUAUACUGGUCAAUAACAAUACAUAUUGUAUAUCCUGCAUACUGUGUAUAUUCCUGUGGUUCAACCAUUCUAUUUAUUCUUCAAUAUUUCACAUAUUCUAUACAGAUCUGAUUCCGUGUGUCGUUUUACACACUUAAAUGCAAAGGAAAUUAUAAACGUGUUUUGUCAGUUUACCACUUUGUGUUGUCAAGUUUUCAGAGAUAGGGGCUUUCUAAGCUAGAUCAGUUCAGCUGAAGUACUGGGGUAGCCUACAGGUUAAAGUGUUCCUUCAUCAUGCUGAAGUCCUGGGUUUGAUGGGGCCUAUUUCUAGUGUUCUGCUAAUGUACCGAGAACAUCGCUGUAAAUCAUGUACCACCAUUCCCACUUACUCAUUCAGCAUCAGUGUCAGGAGUGAAAGUCAAUGGAAACUAGUAUACUGAGGGAAACAAAUAAGGGAACACCACUUCAUGGCAGUGUUACUUUGAUUAUUCUCAGAUUUCCUCCCACAGCGCGCUAUUCAAAGCUAGUGAUGAAAACUGGGAAAUAUUAAAGGAACGCUUGAAUUUUCCUGUGUUCCUUUAUUUGUUUCUCUCAGUAUAUUUUCAAAACCUUUAUCUUUUCUGCAUGCUAAUUGUCCAGUGAUAAACACUAAACAAACUUGAACAAGGCUACUACCGCAAAUACAUUUAGAGACAGUUUGUCUUCUUCCUGUAUAAUGUCAAUGAUUUCAAACACUUUUAGUUGAUAAGAAUGGUAUUGUUAUUUAAAUCCAAACAGUUUUGUUUUAUUUUAGAUGAGUUGAGAAGAAAUAGCAUGUUUUGUGGUUUAAUUAUAUACCUUUAUUGAUCAAUAUUCCUGAAACUUACAUUUAUAUUUUUUUAAUUGUUUUCGAUCUGUAGGCAAAAUGAUCGAACAAAAAUGGGUUUAAAUCACAAAUUUGCCCCUAGAUAAAAUCUAAACAAGCAUUGAUAUAUCUCUGCUUUUGUUGAUACACACUUAAAAACACUUGUGAAUGAGGAAGUGUGGGGUAGUGUUUUAAUUCUGUUUCAUUUUAACACAGUGUAUGUAUCGGGUUUGAGCCCAUUGUCUGAGCUUGAUGUAUUUAAUUUUUACCAAAUAAAAGUUGUAAUACAUA
Molecule: messenger RNA, 3726 nt
Organism: Haliotis rubra (blacklip abalone)
Lineage: Eukaryota; Metazoa; Mollusca; Gastropoda; Lepetellida; Haliotidae
Product: follistatin-related protein 1-like
Exons: 11
Coding region: 254-1276 (340 amino acids)
Biological process (GO): regulation of BMP signaling pathway; cell differentiation; multicellular organism development
Molecular function (GO): calcium ion binding; protein binding
Source: RefSeq, a predicted model, not a curated record